UGUAAAUAUACCGGAAAAUAACAAGACCACCUUGCUCGAGACGGGUUCGUUGGCCUAUUAGUGAUACUAUAAAUCCACUAUCAUUUAUUUUGGGAAUUAAUAAUGGAAGCUACGUUAAAGAAAGAAUUGGGCUCCGCCAUGAUUAAAGCAACUGGUCACUCGGGAGGAGGAUGUAUCAGCGAGGGCCAGAGUUAUGAUACUGACACUGGGAGAGUUUUUGUGAAGAUAAAUCACAAGAGCGAGGCCAAAUUGAUGUUUGAUGGGGAGAGGGCCAGUUUGGAAGCCAUUUUAAAGACAGAAACUGUUAAAGUCCCCAAGCCUGUGAAGGUGGUUGAACUUGACACUGGAGGAUGUGUAUUUGUGAUGGAGCAUCUGGACAUGAGAGGUCUUACCAAGUACUCAAAGCAACUAGGCGAACAGCUGGCAGAUCUGCAUCUUCACAACAAGAUACAAUUGGAAAAAAUACAUAAAGAGCAGCAGACUGUCGGAAAAAGAGCAGGACAAUCAGAGGGGGCGGUUGUUGAGAAAUUUGGCUUCAGUGUACCUACAUGCUGUGGAUAUCUAUCCCAGGAAAAUGAGUGGCAGGAUGACUGGGUGAUGUUCUACUCCCAGCAGAGAUUGCAGCACCAGCUUAACAUGGUUGAGAAAUCUUAUGGAGACAGGGAGGCCCGAGAGCUCUGGGCCAAGCUUCAGCUAAAGAUCCCUCAGUUUUUCACAGAUAUGGUGAUUGUCCCUGCUCUUCUCCAUGGAGACCUAUGGGGGGGCAAUGUGGCGCAGUGUGCUCUGGGGCCUGUCAUCUAUGACCCAGCCUCCUUUUAUGGCCACUCCGAAUAUGAGCUGGGUAUUGCAGGGAUGUUUGGUGGAUUCAACAGCUCUUUCUACUCUGCUUACCACGAAAAGAUUCCUCAAGCACCAGGCUUUGAAAAUAGAAACCAACUUUACCAACUCUUCCACUAUCUGAAUCACUGGAACCACUUUGGUGGGGGCUACAGGGGCUCUUCGAUAAGCAUCAUGAAGAAGCUACUGAAAUAAUUGUACUUGUACUCAUACCAAGUGUUAAGUAUGUAUUUCCAGAUCAUACUUUUACCAAAAGGAGUGUGGCUAAUUGCUGGAGAGACUAAACAUAACAGUAUAAUGUCUGUAAAAAAUACAGAAUAAACAUAUCAACCACCCCCCCUCCCGUCUGCUACAUCUAUACAAACAUGCUUCAUAUGGACUCUUUAAUUGUAUUUGUGUGUACUUGUGUGUAGGUUGUUGUAAACAAAACAUAAACCUUGAUAUCUGAAACCUUUUAAAAAGGAAGGGCUUACCAAACACCAAGACCUUAGCUCAGCACCAACUUUAAAGCUCUUGAUAUUUAUUUAAAUAAUUUCUUUGUGUUCAAAACACAUUUGCUUGUCUGUUUAGUUAGAAGGUAGUUUGAAGAACAAAUACCAAGACAUGUUGGUAUGCUGCAAAACCUUUUCUGAAUCCUUAACCUUUUCCUUUUUUGUAUGUUUUAAAGCAAAGGACAUCACAUUUUCCCAGUGAAUGCAAUACAUUAUGCUUUAUCUGUAACACUGCAUGUUCACCUACAAAAUGUUGCCGUAUUUAAAUUCCACUCCUUGGUCCACAAUACAUCCUGGGGGAAAUCAAAGUCUGGGACGUGCUGUAUUUGUUGUCUAUCAGGUAUGAGAUUGUUUGUUGAUUGAUGUUUUUUUCUUAAGUCUUACUUUAAAUGUAAAAAAUGUUUAGGAUUUUAAAUAAAAAUAGUUCAAUACAAAGAAAUCAUGUAUUUAAAAUGUAAUCAACUUGAAUAAAAGUAAACAAUUAUUG
Pungitius pungitius (ninespine stickleback) is the source of this 1815-nucleotide messenger RNA. RefSeq names its product fructosamine 3 kinase related protein (gene fn3krp). NCBI's taxonomy places the organism in Eukaryota, Metazoa, Chordata, Actinopteri, Perciformes, Gasterosteidae. The record is from RefSeq and is a predicted model, not a curated record. The transcript is spliced from 6 exons. The coding region runs from base 103 to 1032 and encodes 309 amino acids.